This is a messenger RNA of Anopheles marshallii, 510 nucleotides long. It is a transcript of the gene ND-B18, whose product is annotated as NADH dehydrogenase [ubiquinone] 1 beta subcomplex subunit 7. The transcript is spliced from 5 exons. The coding region runs from base 1 to 510 and encodes 169 amino acids. The record is from RefSeq and is a predicted model, not a curated record. Gene Ontology annotation, cellular component: mitochondrion. Lineage: Eukaryota; Metazoa; Arthropoda; Insecta; Diptera; Culicidae.
AUGUGCUUCAACAACGAGAGUAAUAUUGAGAUAUCACAGACUGUCAAACGUUGCUUGUCAAAUAAACGAAAAUCCAAAGCAAUCAUAAAAACUCCAGUAGGUAAGCGGCGUUCACGGAGCUCCUGUGUUAAGAUGGGUAACUACGUGUCGCUGUAUCUGACCAACCCGAAGGGAACUCCGCUGCCGCUAACGGAACCGAGUUUCGAUCCGAACCUUGGCUUUCCCAAUGGCCGAAAGGAACGGGUAAUGAUCGCUACUGAGGAAGAAAUGGAGGCUGCAAAGUUACCCCUUGAAGCCCGGGAUUACUGUGCCCACAAAUUGAUAGAGUACCGUGCAUGCCGAACUAAAGUAUGGCCAUGGGCGUACAAAUGCGCCCACGAAAAGCACGACUAUCUUAACUGCGAAUAUGAUGACUACAUCCUCCGGCUGAAAGAAUACGAACGUGAGAAGAGAUUGCUUCAACGGAAAAUGAAAAUCGAAAAGAAACAGGCUCAAGAGCUGCACGCUUAA